AUGUACAUCGAUGGAUCCGAUACAAAGACAGGCCUUGGAGUUGCCUAUGCAAGUGUAGAUGGUAUCACACUGCUGGGCCAUUACAUUCCAACAGAUACAAAUGACAGAAUCAACUUCCAAGUCAAGGCCCAUGAAAAGAGACAUAGGACUAACACCUGUACCCCGGCACCGGCCAACUCUGACCUGAUCUACCUUCUUGGCACCAGCAGGGAGAUUCUCGGCCUGCGCCGAGAAGGCCCAUUAGAGUGUAUCAUGCCGCCCGAGUCAGAGGAUGAUGACCGCGCCUUCGAUACCUUCAGCAUCGACUUCAAACCCCUCGACGUAAACACGUUCUUCGCUGGCGGCCGAUACAGUCGCUUGUGGAUGAUCGACCUCCGCUGUCCUCCCGAUGAGUGGGACUGGUGGCAGCCUCGCAGCCCUGCCAUUGCGCAUGUGAAGGCGCUCAACGAGCACCAUGUCCUGGCAGCAGGCAUCAAGAGCGAGAUGUGCAUCUACGACGUACGCUUCCAGAAGAAGGAGACGACGCAGCCUAUUGUCAAGUUCUAUGACUACAAGAACGAGGAACACCUCGAUAUUGGGCUGGACGUGAACCGCUCUGCUGGCGUGGUAGCUGCGGCGCACGACGACGGCAAGGUUGCGGUGUACUCGCUGCAUAGCGGCCAUAGGCUCAAGGCCGGCGACGUCGACGGCAUUGCUGCGGACGGACCUGUCAAGAGCAUGAUGUUCCAGACUAUGCCCAGAGAGAAGGAAGCGAGCCUCUUCGUUGGUGCGGGACCAUACAUCCAGAAAUACUCGUUUGGUACUGCGGACAAAGACGAAGAGUGA
Molecule: messenger RNA, 825 nt
Organism: Phaeoacremonium minimum UCRPA7
Lineage: Eukaryota; Fungi; Ascomycota; Sordariomycetes; Togniniales; Togniniaceae
Product: putative myocyte-specific enhancer factor 2d protein
Exons: 4
Coding region: 1-825 (274 amino acids)
Cellular component (GO): Cul4-RING E3 ubiquitin ligase complex
Molecular function (GO): protein binding
Source: RefSeq, a predicted model, not a curated record